AUGACCGGCAAGGCGAAGCCAAAGAAGCACACGGCGAAGGAGCUCCAAGCAAAGGCCGAUGCUGCGUUGACCAAUAGAGGCGGAGGUAAAGCUGGUCUCGCCGACAGAACCGGUAAGGAAAAAGGUGGUCACGCCAAGUACGAGUGUCCUCACUGCAAAAUCACUGCACCGGAUCUCAAAACUAUGCAGAUCCAUCACGAAUCGAAGCAUCCAAAGAUGCCUUACGAAGAGCCUAGGAAUCUCCACGAGGCUUUAGCUGCUCCUGCUGAAUCCUCCAAACCCAAACCUGGAAUCAGAGGAAGCCUCAAGAAAUAA
Molecule: messenger RNA, 315 nt
Organism: Arabis nemorensis
Lineage: Eukaryota; Viridiplantae; Streptophyta; Magnoliopsida; Brassicales; Brassicaceae
Source: the annotation of a GenBank genome assembly